AUGAAUUGGCUCGGCCUCCUCGUCCUGCUGACCAUGGCCGGGCUGUCGCAUGGGACAUGGGACAACUGCGGAGGGGUUUGUGGGCUCCGACCCAUGGUGUAUGAGUAUGAGUACCUGGAUCAUGACAGCGGUACUACACGUGUCGUGGGUGGUGCAGAUGCCAAGCCAGGGGCCUGGCCCUGGAUCGUCAGCCUUAAACAUCCUGCAAUACCAGGCACAAGACACCUGUGUGGAGGCUCUCUCAUCACUGCAGAGUGGGUUCUCACAGCAGCCCACUGCUUUGACCCCGUCAGGAAAAUUGGCGUGGUGUAUCUGGUGAUUGGCGCCACUCAGUUGACUAAGCCAGGACCUGGAGCACAACUGAGACGGAUUAAGAAGUUAAUACGUCAUGAAAACUAUAAUCCAAGUGACAAAAGUAAUGACAUUGCCUUGCUGAAACUGAACAAGCCUGUUGACUGCAACCCCUACGUCCAGGUGGCCUGUGUGGCUGACCCCGUCCUAAGCCUGUCAGAGCUGCAAAACUGCUGGGUGGCCGGCUGGGGUGCCACUGCUGCAAGAGCUCAAAACUCAAGUGAUGUCCUGCAAGAGGCCAAGGUCCAGCUCAUCGAUCUCCAGCUCUGCAACAGCACUGGCUGGUACGCAGGGAAGGUCCACACCCACAAUGUGUGUGCUGGUUACCCACAGGGCCGCAUCGACACCUGCCAGGGUGACAGUGGUGGUCCUCUCAUGUGCCAGGAGAAAGACAGCGACUUCUUCUGGGUUGUUGGAGUGACCAGCUGGGGAAGAGGCUGUGCCAGAGCAAAGCGGCCUGGAAUCUACACCUCCACUCAGUACUUCUAUGACUGGAUUCUGGCCCAUAUGGAUGCAGAGAACGUUUAA
Melospiza melodia melodia is the source of this 879-nucleotide messenger RNA. RefSeq names its product acrosin-like. NCBI's taxonomy places the organism in Eukaryota, Metazoa, Chordata, Aves, Passeriformes, Passerellidae. Gene Ontology annotation, biological process: proteolysis; acrosome reaction. Gene Ontology annotation, molecular function: serine-type endopeptidase activity. The transcript has 5 exons. The coding region runs from base 1 to 879 and encodes 292 amino acids. The record is from RefSeq and is a predicted model, not a curated record.